This is a messenger RNA of Trichoplusia ni (cabbage looper), 1281 nucleotides long. RefSeq names its product UV excision repair protein RAD23 homolog A (gene Rad23). The coding region runs from base 126 to 1076 and encodes 316 amino acids. Gene Ontology annotation, molecular function: damaged DNA binding; ubiquitin binding; proteasome binding. The record is from RefSeq and is a predicted model, not a curated record. The transcript has a single exon. Gene Ontology annotation, biological process: proteasome-mediated ubiquitin-dependent protein catabolic process; nucleotide-excision repair. Gene Ontology annotation, cellular component: cytosol; nucleoplasm. NCBI's taxonomy places the organism in Eukaryota, Metazoa, Arthropoda, Insecta, Lepidoptera, Noctuidae.
ACGCUUGUAGGACAGCCGCGAGGUUAUGUUUACUGCAUAAUUUUGUCGAGUCAGAAUUCAGUCGGUAUCUAAUUUAGGACAAAACUUGCUCAAUCAUUUAAAAGUUGCAAAGAAAGUUAAACAAAAUGUUGGUGACGCUGAAGACACUACAACAACAAACUUUUCAAAUAGAAAUCGAUCCAGAAGAAACGGUUAAAGCACUCAAGCUGAAAAUUGAAGUUGAGAAAGGUAAAGAUUAUGUUGCUGAUCAUCAAAGACUAAUUUAUGCGGGCAAAAUCUUGUUAGAUGACGAUAAAUUACGUACGUACAACAUAGACGAAAAGAAAUUCAUUGUUAUCAUGGUGACUAAACCAAAAUCAGCGGAGACUCCGGCAUCGACUACUUCUGCCCCAGAAGCUGGUGAAAGUGCUUCGACUGAAAGCGGCGAUGGUAAAGCCAAACCCACUCCUGAAGAAGCACCUAAACCGCCUCCAGCGGCGGAACCCGAGGCACCAGUUGCAACCAGUAAUGAACUUGACUUUGAAGCUACAGUGCAGAGCAUUAUGGAUAUGGGAUAUAAUAGACAGCAAGUAGAACAAGCUCUUCGGGCUUCAUUUAAUAACCGCGAAAGAGCUGUGGAAUAUUUAAUAACAGGUAUACCAGAAGAACUGCUUCAAGAACAAGAGGCUGAAGAGGGUUCAGAUGAUGACCCCUUGGCAUUCCUCCGUGAUCAGCCUCAAUUUCAACAAAUGCGUGCUGUUAUUCAGCAAAACCCUACUUUAUUAAAUGCUGUACUUCAGCAAAUUGGUCAAACAAACCCAGCAUUAUUGCAGGCAAUUAGUCAACAUCAGCAAGCUUUUGUCAGAAUGUUGAAUGAACCAGUCAAUCCAACAUCAGGUGGUGCAGCAGUUGAAGAGAAUGCAAUUGAACUACCACAGGCGCAGCAUCCACAAGUCUCACCCCAAGACAAAGAGGCCAUUGAAAGAUUAAAAGCAUUAGGCUUUCCUGAGCAUAUGGUCAUUCAAGCAUAUUUUGCUUGUGAAAAGAAUGAAAAUCUUGCUGCUAAUUUCUUACUUUCACAAAAUUUUGAUGAUUAGAAUUAUCUUUCCUGGAUAACAUGAUUAAAGUGAAGAGACAAAAUUAAAAGAAGAUAACACUGAAGUGUAUUCAAUAUGUUAUCUACAUCAAUAGCCUAACAAUAGUGUUUACUGCUUGUAUUUCAGUGUAUUAUUUACACUGAAUUUCAAACAUUUUGUCAUAAUUCAAUAUCUAAUAAAUUUCUUAUUGUUCAAAUAUUUAAAA